GCACAAGCCAGUUGAAAAGAGUUCCCAGUGAUAUCUGGUACAAGCUACAGCAGAGAAAUCAGUGCAAAGGACCCAGCCGCAGAGAACAAGCCACUUCUCUGCCUUCUGAAUUUUCCAGAUGUACCAUGGGAUCGCUUCUUCCUCAUACAUGAUAGUAGAAUCCAUCCCUCUGGGAUCUGCAGUGAAGGAUAGAAUUCACGUGAAGGGUUUAUAAACGAAAUAUGAUGGGGCAUGUACUUUUGGUCUUCCUAUCUACCUUCCUCUCGGUUUCCAUGACAUCUGAAACAUUUGAUGCAAUGGAAGGUGAGGCUUUAGUUAUAAAAUGUCCACGAUGGAGUUCAUCUGCAAAAGUCACCUGGUAUCACACAGAUACUUACAAAAUAAUUCCAGCAGAAGAAGAAGGAUCACGAAUAUUUUCCUUAAAACAAUUUCUUUGGUUUCUGCCAACUUCUAGAGAAGAUUCUGGAAACUACACUUGUGUUACACUUUUUUCAAAUAAUCGCACAAAGUCAUACAACAUGAGUGUGCAAUUGCAUCCACACAAGCAAGGAGUAUGUUUCCCAAGUCAGAUUCGCUACCCAAAUGACACUGGAAGAGGAAAAAUUGUUUGUCCUACAAUUGACAAUUAUAAGAAUGCUACUAUCAUCCAGUGGUAUAAGGACUGCAAACCUCUUCAGGAAGAGAGAUACUACAAGAGAGAAAAAUAUAUUUUUAUUAACAACCCAGUAAAGGAGGAUGAUGGUUAUUAUACUUGUCAAUUUAUUUACACUUAUAAAGGAAAUGUGUUUAAUGUAUCAGCAACAAGGAUUUUCGUAAGUGAGGCAAAACACUCCCCUCUACCUCCUCAAAUUUUGUUUCCAAAAGACAAAGAUGUAAUAGAAGUGGAGCUUGGUGCUGCUUUGUCUCUGAAAUGUCAGGCCCGCCUGGGGAUUAAGGUACAGCCGAUAGCUGUUGUCACGUGGGAUGUGGAUAACAUCCCGGUGAAAAACUCAGAGUUUUCAAGAUUUCAUGAAAAGACUCAUUUUUAUCAAGGACGUGAGCAAGAAUAUUAUAGAGAGACCACUUUGCAUAUUACUGAGGUAAAAAAGGAGGAUCUUCAGGCAAAUUUCACGUGUGUAGCGAUGAACGAAAUGCACAACACAAGGGCCACAGUGACAUUACAACUCAAAGCACAACCUGAGGUGGGGCUUCCCAACGUCCUCUUGAUCACAGGAUCUCUAGUUCUGCUAGUUGCAAUAGCAGUUUCUGUUAUACUUUAUCAGUCCUUCCGAGUUGAUAUUGUCCUAUUGUAUCGGGAGAUAUUUCAGCCCCGCUCAGUCAAGGAUGAUGGGAAGAUAUAUGAUGCAUAUGUCAUCUACCCUAGAAGCCAGACCAACGAAGCUAAUUUUGUGGAAUAUUUUGUUUACCAAAUCAUGCCAGAUAUUCUAGAAAAUAAAUGUGGAUAUAAACUGUGUAUUUAUGGGAGAGAUAUAUAUCCUGGAGAAGAUACAGCCAGUGCAAUUGAGAAGAGGAUGCAGAAGAGCAGACGGCUGAUCAUCCUUCUAACACACCAGCUGAUUAAUUGUAAAGAACCUGCUUACGAUCAGCACAUUGCUUUAUACAAUGCCCUCAUCCAAAAUGAUACAAAGGUGAUCCUGCUGGAAAUGGAGACCAUUGGGACUUAUGACAAGCUUCAGGAAUCUCUUAGGUUUAUUAUUAAGCGGCAAGGUACUGUCAAAUGGAAAGAGCAGCACACUGUGCACCCACAGUCGUCCAAUUCUAAGUUCUGGAAGCAGGUGAGGUACCACAUGCCACUGACACUCAAGUCCUCAUACUCAGCUAAUGCCGGGUGAACAGUGAGUCUGAGAAAAUACCGGUACGCUAUCAGGAUGAACCGCACGCCCACAGCUCCUUUUCCUUUCAGUAGGUACACGAUUUUACAGACGGGAAGGCUGGUUGUAUUUUUUUCACUUUUUUCAGUCCUUCAGUUGAAUAAUGAUAAGGAAAAUUGAUGGAGGGGGUCUGGGGAACUGAGAGAAGUUUUUAUGGGUAUGGGAGUUGUGUAAAUAAAUCAUUCUAGGCUGUGUACAGGAUUUUGCAUGUCACAGGAAAGAAAAUGUACCUAUACUCUUUCUAUAUAUACUCAUACAUAAAACUGAAAGUUUUGAUUCUGAAUAGCUGAAUGUUCUGCAGGUUUGCUUUACCUUUCUAAUGCAGUUGAUCAAACAUAAAUGCCUCCUGUAUUAUUCAACUGGAAAGUAUCAUGUAUAUUAUUCAACUAGAAAGUAUAGUGUUGUGCUUUUGUUAUUUUUUUUUCACCACUUUUUGAUUCAAUAGUAAUACUCAUACCAUGAAAUUUUAUUUUUCCUUAGUAGGGAUGCCUCAGUAAAGGCUCUUUUGAGACUGAUGUGAAUACAGCAUUUAAAAAAAAAGCAGUGUUAAGGGAAAAAAAUAAACUGAUACAUAUUAAUAUGCAUUUUUUAUAUUUUAUACAUAUAUUAAAAUGAAUCUCACAGAAAGGGGAAAUUUUAAAUCUUUGAGGUACAACAGACCAUGCUGUUACUGUUGUUACUAUCUCCAGAUAGAAAUAACAUUUUAAAAUUCAGGGUGGUUUUUUGUACACUGAUAGCAUUCCUUUAAGCUACUGAAAAAACGAGACUGCAUUUUUAUAACAUGCAAUAUCCACUUUUUUUUCCCCUUGCUUUGACCAUAUGCCUAGUUAUAAUUUCUUCUGAUAGGGAAUACCCUGAGAAGCAAAGGUCAGAGCCAAAUCUCCUCCUAAUUCAGGGGUGUAUGAACAAAAUGUGUUCUAGCACAGAUAUUCUUGCAAACUUUAAUCUUUUCAGCUUUUGAAACCCACAAAUUUUCUUACUGUCAGAGAAGACUUGGUUUUGAGCUUCAGGCUUGCUACAGAAUGGACUUAAAAAGUGAAAAUUCGAUGCAGAACACCUAAUGUUACCAAGUCCAGGCUUACAGAACAGGCAAGUCUCUCUCCUUUUACUGUAAGUUUUUAUUGAAUGUGGAUCUUCAGAAUUAUGGAUAGCUAUUUCGAGUAGGAAAAAUGUGUAUGCAAUAUAUGUAUAGAUUUUUUCAACAUUAAAUUAAAAGA
Molecule: messenger RNA, 3088 nt
Organism: Grus americana (Whooping crane)
Lineage: Eukaryota; Metazoa; Chordata; Aves; Gruiformes; Gruidae
Product: interleukin-1 receptor-like 1
Exons: 12
Coding region: 222-1832 (536 amino acids)
Biological process (GO): signal transduction
Molecular function (GO): interleukin-1 receptor activity; interleukin-33 binding; interleukin-33 receptor activity
Source: RefSeq, a predicted model, not a curated record